AUGUUUCACAAUGAUGUACAAACACAACCCAAUAACAAUUCGAAACGGAAUACUAAUGAGCAUCCAAUUAAUCGAAUACUUACAGCUUAUUUUAAUACUAAUAAACAGAUAGGAAAUUCUCAGUCAAGUACUCGAUCAAACAAUUACAAAUCAGAAACAAGUCAUAUUAUUCAACGUCAACGAGUUAUACGUUCGUUUUUAAAUAAAACAGAUGAAACUGAAUCAUCUCUUCAAAAACCAACAACAUUUGGUACUAAAUUCAAAGUAUCACCAACAUCUAUUUCAUCUCCACAUUUAUUAUUUAAUGAAUUAAAUGAACAAUCAACAAAUAAUAAUAAUAAUCGUUUACAAACAAUAAAAAAAGAACUUGACCGACAAUCACCGAUAUUAAUUCGUAAUAAUCGUCCUAGCGCUGGAUAUUCUUCUCCUUUUCAACUAAGGUCAGAUGUAGCGAAUGUUUCUGGACAUAAUCUACCGUUAGCAAUUUCACCAAAUUUUACAUUUCGAAAUAAAGUAUCACAAGCAUAUCUAUCGGAUAGAUCAUCACUUAAUAAAAAUGAUCGCAUAGCUACACCACAUAUAAAACCAAUAACUUAUUCUAAAACAAUUAGUGAAAAUACACUUAAACAAAAUUCAUUAAAUUCAACAUUAAUUCAUCAAAAUAAUUUUCUUUCAAUGCAUAAAUGGACACCAAAAUUAACAGAACAAGAACCUAUUCAUAAUCGAGCAUUAAAUAGUAUAUUACAUCCAAAAUCACAUUUAUCAAGAUAUUUUUUAAAACGUCAUUAUCAUUCAUUACAAUCUGAAAGAAUAAAUACUAAUACAAAAAUAAAUAAUAUUCAAGAUUUAUUUAUUUCAACACGAUCAUUAAAUAAUCCACAUCAUGAAUUAGAAAUGAAUAAAAAAACACGUCGAAAAAAAUUAAUUACUGAUGAAUGGGAAGAUUCUAAAUGGAGCCAUAGUGGUGUGUCCGAUGAAGAUGAAUCGAUCAGUGCUGAUGGAAAUAGUUCAACAUCAACAUGUCCAUCUCAAGCUAGUGCUCAACAAUAUGAUCAUAUAUCAUCUACAAUUGCUGCUGUAUCUGAUCAAUAUGAAAUGUUCUUAUCUCCUAAUUCAUCUGUUGAUAGUUCAAAAUCAAAAUCUCAACAUUCACCAACCAAAAGAAGUAUAUUACGACGGCGUACAUAUAAUAUUGCUCUACCACCUGUAGCUGAACAUGAUAAUGACGAAGAAGCAGGUGAUGAAUUUUAUUAA
Molecule: messenger RNA, 1254 nt
Organism: Rotaria sp. Silwood2
Lineage: Eukaryota; Metazoa; Rotifera; Eurotatoria; Philodinida; Philodinidae
Source: the annotation of a GenBank genome assembly